Messenger RNA from Emiliania huxleyi CCMP1516, 792 nucleotides. RefSeq lists its product as hypothetical. NCBI's taxonomy places the organism in Eukaryota, Haptophyta, Isochrysidales, Noelaerhabdaceae. The transcript has 3 exons. Gene Ontology annotation, molecular function: protein binding. Bases 1 to 792 code for a protein of 263 amino acids. The record is from RefSeq and is a predicted model, not a curated record.
AUGCCAGUUGUCUGGCGGAAGCCUCCAGUGCCCUCAAAGGCGACUGAGAAAGAGCCCUCAAAGGCAUCUGGCAAAGCCCGUUUGACGGACGCGAAGCCGACACGGCACACCUUCACCGUCAAGCGGCCCUUCGACCACAGCGGCCCUGCGCCACGGCUCGGAAAGGUCGGUGUCUCGCUGCUCGGCUCGACCGUCGCGACCGUGGGUGUAGGCAGCCCAGCCUGGUCCGCUGGGAUUCGCCUUCUCGAUACCAUCGUGGCUGUUGACGGUAUUGCAAUCGAUGGCCCAAGCUGCAACCAGGCCCUCGCCACCCCGACGGCGCGAUUUGCUCACAUCGUGGAGUUCAAGCGCGCGCCAGUUCUGCUCGUCGAGCGGCCGCCGCGCGCCGCGUUUGAGGAUGCGGUGGCGCGUGCGGCGUCAGGCCUCGAUCGCGAGUGGCUCGGCGCAAUCAGCGCCUGCGUGCGCGACGACGUGGACCAGUUUGGGGUCUGCUCCAGCCUGCUCUCCUCGCGCGGCGUGGAGUGGCGAGAGCGGACCAUCACUGCAGAGGAGUCGAGUGCAGUGGCGCUGGCAGCCUUCGCCGUGGACGCCCCGAAGCCUCUGCCAAUCGGCGGGACGAGGCUCGUCGACGUGGCGCUCGACGCGGGCUCGACCGAGGUGCUCCGCCUCCUCCUCCUCUCCAUGGACGAGGGGCUGGAUGAGGGGCAGCUCUUCUCCCAUGGCUACGAAGACUCCGUCUCCGCUCACAGCCGCCAGUCCAGCGGAAGCAUCGCUGGCGGCGCCUUCCGAUGA